Molecule: messenger RNA, 2575 nt
Organism: Odontomachus brunneus
Lineage: Eukaryota; Metazoa; Arthropoda; Insecta; Hymenoptera; Formicidae
Gene: Crtc
Product: CREB-regulated transcription coactivator 1-like
Exons: 14
Coding region: 328-2271 (647 amino acids)
Biological process (GO): protein homotetramerization; positive regulation of transcription by RNA polymerase II
Cellular component (GO): cytoplasm; nucleus
Molecular function (GO): cAMP response element binding protein binding
Source: RefSeq, a predicted model, not a curated record
GCGUAUCAGUGUUCGCCAGUGCCAUCCAGGAGGCACAUAGUGAGCGGGUUACGGGAUUAUAGCGCGAUUACUGGCCGUACGAUUCCGCCGAACAGCGGUGCGUCGUCCGUCGGGACGACGACGACGACGACGACGACGACGACGAACGGAGGGAAAGAGAGAAGCCGCAAGGGGGCAGAGUGCCGACGACGACGGAGGUGGUUGGUGGUGUUGGUGAUCGUGCUCCCGCUGGUGGUAGUUGGUGGUGGUGGUGGUGGCGGUGGGUGCUCCCCGGGUUCCGCGCGCGCGAGAGAGAGAGUGUCCGCGAAAAACUAGUGUCGAGCCAUCAUGGCGAACCCACGGAAAUUCAGUGAAAAGAUUGCGCUGCUAAACCAGAAACAGGCGCAAGAGACGGCGGCGUUCGAGGCGAUCAUGCGGGAGGUUUCGGACGUCACGAGCAGGGUGGCCUCGGCGAGCAGCUCGGUGGGUGCUAGUCCCACGGGAUCCGGCGUACCGGAGACCCCGCUGUCCGUCAAGAGUGCCGGCGCCAGUCCACCGCAGUCCAGCGGCAAACAUCUGCACAUUAACCUGGGAAAUCAGUUCAGGGCGGGCGGCUCGCUGCCGAACGUUAACAACAAUGCGAAUUGCGGCGGCGACGCGAAAGAGCACUCCUCGCCGCAUACCGGCGCGAUCCACUCGAUCGACCUUAAGACGGCGCUCAGCAAUCUCGAGGAGAUGCAACACAACUCGAUGGUCUACCGUAGCGACAAUAGGAGCCGCAGCAUGGGGGUGGGCCCGAUGAGAUCCCGGCCCAUGGAAAAGAGACACGACACCUCGCCGUACAGCGGCGUACCUUACCUGUCGCCACCGCCGCCAGACACCUGGCGGAGAACGAACUCGGACUCGGCUUUGCAUCAGAGCGCAAACGAGGCUUGCCAGUCGACCUCCGCCAUACCUCACCGACGAGGUAGCGACGCAUAUCAACACGCCAUGACUGGGAGCGGGAACGACAACAGGGAUUCUCACCACAGUUUCAUCGAGCGACCGAGAUCCUCGUGCGAAAUGCCUAGAGUGCCUGGGAUUAACAUAUAUCCGAGCUCCCAACCGCCGGGACAACAAAUACCGAUAGGCAACAACACGGGAUCGUUGCCCGACUUGAGCAACGUGCACUUCCCGUCGCCCAUUCACACUCCUCUGGAUCAGGACGAUCACUCGAGUAGUACGCCGUUCAGCAACAGUCCCCAAACGAGCAGUCCCACAAACCUGUCGCCGACCAGCUUGGCACAAGCUGGUAGGCUGUCCUUUUCACAGGAUCCGUCAAGCGUCCAACAGGGUGUGGCACUGGAAAACAGCACAAGUACUUCGCAACAGGAUCUUCAGAGCUAUCCUCCGCAGCAACCGGCGCCGACGGCGACGUCUCAUAGCCCGACCGGCCACUACAUUUAUCAGCAACCGCACAGUCCUGUGCCGCCGCAAAGUCCAAAAACACAGUCACAACAGCAUCAACAUCAACAGUCGCCGCAGCAGCAGCUGAACUCAUUAGGAUCGUACAGAUCUACGCAGUCGGUAAACAGGCCGUCGCCGCAGUCGUCACCUAGUCUAACAGUUCAAGGAAGUCCUCUUAGUUACAGCAAUAACCCAUCGGCGCCGCCUAGCCCCACGGGACAUCCGGGUCCACCCAAUUUAACAUCCGAAGCGAUUGAUCAGAACUCUUACUUCAUCAAUCAGGCGCAAGCGGCGGCCCUUCAGCAGGACUUCGAGCAAUUCACAAUGGGACUGGAGUGGCCCAAAUUCGCGCAGCAGCUGAUGGAACUUGGUUGCACCUGGACCACGCAGAUAGAGAUGGACACACCGGUGCAGCCAAACACGAUCGGAACGUAUAUCGGAUCACCGAAUCACACUGCGAAUUUCACGCAGAACGACGUGAUUAACGUUGGCGGCGAAUUAGGCAGCGGGGAUACCGGCUACUUCAGCACGAGUCCACAAAUGGCGUAUCAGCCGGCGACGACGACCACCACGGCCACUCAGCAGCUCACACCGCAAACGCCAAACACACCCACGAUCAUUCUCACAGACUUCUCCGGUGCGGACGAUCUGACGAAUCCGGAAUUCGUCAAAGACCUCGGCACUGCGAUGAUGGGCGACUUCGAUCCGGAAAUGUUUCCGUCUGACGACGCUCUCAGACAGGGCCUCGAUCCGAUCGACGUGGACGGUUUACAAAUGCUCGCGGACCCUACGAUGGUCAUAUCGGAUUCCAGCGCCGAGGCCCACUUUAGGUUAGAUCGUCUCUAAGGGAAGAGAUUUUACUCAUUUUACCGACCGACAGACCCGCUGGCUAACGCGUAGGAUAAGACAAUUCUGUUCUGGUGUCGCCGUGAAUUAACUCUUAAGACACUUUGACACAUGGGGUACCACUUCUUGGACACUGGCGGAUUUGCAGGGCAAAAAUGCGAGUCAAUAUGUAUACUUAUACAUUGCGGUGUAUAUUUAUACAUAUUUAGAGAGAGAGAUAUAUAUAUAUAUAUAUAAUAUAUAUAAAUAUACCUUGUUUAUAUAACUUGAUUUGCAGCGCAUGGAUCAUAGCGGGUUUAUGAAA